Messenger RNA from Rangifer tarandus platyrhynchus (Svalbard reindeer), 294 nucleotides. The record is from the annotation of a GenBank genome assembly. Lineage: Eukaryota; Metazoa; Chordata; Mammalia; Artiodactyla; Cervidae.
AUGGGGGGGCAGCUCGUGAUGGCGUCAGCCCCUCUCCCCACCCCCACGCCCCUCGUCUACACUGAAGGCAGCAGGAGCACCGGGCUCAGAACGCAGCAGUUGCCACGUCUCAGCAGAGCGGGAACCACGUGGGUUGAAUGGGACUCCCGAAGCCCCGCGCGCCGCAGAGUAAAGCUGGCCCCGGCCAGCGUGCUGCUGCUUCUGGGCUCCCAGAUGGGACCCUCGCCCCACGGGAGCCCAACUCAUGCAGGGACGCAAUCACGGCCCCCUGGGAUCCUGGGCUCAGAGAUCUGA